Stomoxys calcitrans (stable fly) is the source of this 2080-nucleotide messenger RNA. RefSeq lists its product as uncharacterized. NCBI's taxonomy places the organism in Eukaryota, Metazoa, Arthropoda, Insecta, Diptera, Muscidae. The record is from RefSeq and is a predicted model, not a curated record. Bases 2 to 658 code for a protein of 218 amino acids. The transcript has 2 exons.
UAUGCGUUUAAUAGAACAAACUAAACAGAUUGCUGUGAAAAACAUUGAUAAUGUCUGUUCACAGAAAAAAAGGAUUGUACAUAGUACUUUAUUACCAAAUUCUAUACGUGCCCUUAUAGUAGGCCCAUCAAAUUGUGGUAAAACAAAUGUUAUGAUUAGUCUCAUAGAAAGCCCUAAUGGCCUCAAAUUCAGGAAUAUAUAUAUAUAUUCUAAAUCUUUAUAUCAACCAAAAUAUCAAUAUUUAAAAAAAUUGAUUACUCCAAUCAAAGGAAUAAACCUAUUCACAUUCUCUGAAAAUGAAAAAGUUAUAAGUCCAGCCAAAGCAAAUAUGCAUUCUAUAAUGGUAUUUGAUGAUGUAAUUUGCGAUAAACAAAAUACUAUAAGGGAUUAUUUUUGUAUGGGAAGACAUAAACACAUUGAUUGUUUUUAUUUAUGUCAAACAUAUACAAGGAUUCCUAAACACUUAAUACGUGAUAAUGCAAACAUGAUUAUCAUAUUUAAGCAAGAUGAAAUGAAUAUUAAACAUAUAUAUAAUGAUCAUGUCUUGGGUGACAUGACAUUUAAAGAUUUUUUAAAGCUUUGUAGUGAAUGUUGGAAAGAUAAAUAUGGAUUUCUUAUUGUGAGCAAGGAUGAUCCCAUUGAUAAAGAUAUAAUGUAGAUUAUAAACAGAAUAGAGAGCAGAUUGGUGACAGAAAGAAAGCAGAUCGGUAGCAGAUAUAAAGCAGAUCGGUAGCUGAUAUAAAGCAGAUCGGUAGCAGAUGUAAAGCAGAUCGGAAGCAGAUGGAUACGUUACACAUGAGUAUACAGUAGUUCUCACCGGAAUAAGAAAAAAAGCAAUAUGAUUAAAGAAAUAUAUAAUUUUUUAAAAACAUUUACCAAUAUCGUUUCCGAAGAAGAUAAAAAUAAAUUAAUUAAUAUAAAAUCUCAUCUGGAAUUUGUGGAUAGUUUAAAAUGUAAAGAAAGUAAAUUUGGUAACCACUAUGACUGCUGUGUUUGGUCAAAUGAUAACGCACAAUGUGGUCCAGAUACAUGUAAUUGUAUAUUCUAUGAUAUGGAUAAAAGAAAGGGAGAGGCAGCUGCUGCGAAAAUAAUUAAAAAUUAUAAAAAUAUUUACAAUACAGUUAAAAACAAUCAUUGUAAUUUUAACAACCGAUGAGUAAAAAUGUCUAAAAACAAUUUCAUAAUUAUAGAUGUUCAAGGUUUUUUCUUAAAUAAUAAAUUUAUUGCGAAGGAAAUUUGUAUUUUUGAACAUAAUCAGACAAUUAAAAAGUUUAUUAUAUACCCCCCUUGCAAAUUUUCUUCCUUAUCAUUAAAGGAAAAGAUUACAAAUAACUGGCUUACGAAACAUUUUCAUGGGUUGAGAUGGAAUGAUGGUAACAUAAUUUUUAAAGAAUUUAACGAUUAUUUAAAUAAAUUUAUAAAAAAACAAGAAAAUCUAACAAUAUUUGUGAAAGGAUGUGAAAAACAAAAAUGGAUAAAGCAAUUAAUAGAAGAAGAUAUAAAUAUAAUAAAUUUAGAUGAUGCUAACUGUUCAAACAUAUGUAAUCUUUAUAAAAAUAAUUUGCAUAUGAAAAUUUGUAGUUAUCAUAAACAACACCCUAAUUAUAGAUGUGCUGAAAAAAAUGUUAUUUUAUUAAGUCAAUUUAUUAAUGUUUUUUUAAAAUAAAGCAAAUAAAAUAAAAACAUAUCGUUUUUUCUUUAUUUAGGAUAUAUAAGGCUAUGUAAUGUAAGUAUACAUUAGUUCCUUUUUUCAUUUUGUUGGGGUAACUUCUCAAAGAAAAUGAUAUUAUCAACGAAUAUAAAAUAUCUAUUAAAAGAAUACAACUCCUACAUUGAUAAGGAACAUAAACAAUUUUUUGAAGAGAUGAUUGAAGAAUUAAGGAUAUAUAAAAAUGUAUAUACUUCAUUUAUACAAACAACACAUGGAAUUCAUACAUGGGACUGCAAGCUGAACUCGAUAGAAAAUAUAAAUAUUUGUAGUUGUAUAAUUAAAUAUAAUCGUUACAUCCUAUUACAAAAACUCUACAAUUUAUACUAUCGCAUUCUUUGCAAUAAAAGUGUAAUCAAUUCUUAACUUCAA